Lactuca sativa (garden lettuce) is the source of this 828-nucleotide messenger RNA. RefSeq names its product carbonic anhydrase 2. Gene Ontology annotation, molecular function: carbonate dehydratase activity; zinc ion binding. Lineage: Eukaryota; Viridiplantae; Streptophyta; Magnoliopsida; Asterales; Asteraceae. Gene Ontology annotation, biological process: carbon utilization. The record is from RefSeq and is a predicted model, not a curated record.
AUGUCAGAAUACUCGAAUAUAAAAGCAAAUGUACCAACAGAAAUACCAAGUAAAAAUGGAAAGGAAGUAGAAUUAGAAGAUGACACAAAUCAAAUUAAUCUGGAGAAUAUUACAACGUCGCAAGUAAUAACUGGACCACCACCACCAUCACCACCAUUUGACCCCAUAAAAAGAAUCAACGAUGGGUUUAAAUACUUCAAGCUCAACGAGUUCAACAAAAAUAUGCCUGCCUACCGUAAAUUGGCCGACAAAGCGGAACCCAAGUUUCUAAUAUUUGCUUGUUCGGACUCCCGAGUUUGCCCAAUAACUAUCCUGAACCUGCGACCCGGGGAAGCUUUCAUAACCCGUAAUAUUGCCAACAUGGUCCCUGUAUUUAAUCAGCAAAGGUACUGCGAAGUUGGUGCUGUUAUUAAAUAUGCAAUCUUAGUUUGCAAGGUUGAGGCCAUUUUAGUCUUUGGGCACUGUCGAUGUGGUGGAAUUGAGAGACUCGUAUGUCUUCCUGAUGGAAAAACUUCAUCACCUGACUCGGUAGAUGAUUGGGUUAGCAUUGGUAAGCCUGCUAAGGCAAAGGUGGUUGGAAAGAAUCCAAAAGCAUCUGGUCUUGAACUUCGAACACUUGUUGAGAAGGAGUCAGUGAUGAAUUCAUUGGCGAAUUUACUAACCUACCCUCAGGUUAAAUCUGGAGUAACCAGUAACAAAAUCAAACUAAUUGGUGGACAUUAUGACUUUGUUUGUGGACAUUUUGACAUCCUUGGGACUCGAUCUUAAUCAAUCAACAUAUAAAUCGAAUGAAGUUUAAUGGAGUCAUUAAUAUCAUCCGAUAUAUUC